AGCUGCUUGGAUUUGAGCACUUGCGGCGCAAGUGCCCGCAGCACCAGCAUCUCCGCGCGCGCGCCGCAGUGCACGAUGCUCCAGGGCGCCAGGGAGAAGGCCUCCGCGAUCGCCUUCCUGGCACAGGGCGUUCCGGGCCUGGCGGUGGCCAUCGCGAGGUCCAAGCUGCGCGGCGACGGUGACGCGGACGCCGUCCUGGCGUGGGUGACCUCCGAGACGGGCGGCCUGCUCGCGCCGACCGGCAAGUCGGGGGCGCGCUCCUCCGCGAACGGCUCGGAGGCAGUGAGGCGCGCCCGGGAGCCCUCCGCGCCCGGCACGCUCCGCCUGUUCGGGUGGGAGCUGUCCUAUUUCUCCGGCAAGGUCCGUGGGUACCUCCGCUACAAGGAGCGCGUGACGCCUGGGUUCUCCUUUGACGAGGUCGUGGCCUCGCCGGAGGUGAUCGCCGAGGUGCUCGUCCCCGAGACGCACACCAAGGCGGUGCCGCAGGUCCGCCUGCCAGACCGCUUCGUGAUUCCACGGAGAUCAUCGAUGCCGUCGAGGCCUACCUCCCGGGCUCGCCAGCCGUGCUGCCCUCCGCGUCGGAACGCCCCAGGCAGCGCCUGGCGGUGGAGCUCCUGGAGCUGCUCGGCGACGAGUGGUUGCUCACGCCCGCCUACCACUGGAGGCGGGCAUGCUCCGGGAACGGCUCAUGCCCUCUGCGGAAUGCCCGCCUUCAUGAACGGUGCGAGGCCGCUGCCGAGCCAUCGCGAGUACAACGAGAGGCAGUGGGGCGCGUUCUUCCGACCCAGCGAGCCCGAGGACGUCCAGCGGCGGACGGCACGCUUCUUCUUCGACAAUUUGUUCCUUGCGGGCUUGGGGCUCGGGAAGUACUCCGUGGAGUCCCUCGGCGUCACCGACGACACGGUCGCUGCUUGGGAGGCCUCGUGCCGCAACAUCCUUGGCAUCUUCGAGCGCCACCUCGAGUCGCACGACUUCGUCCUUGGCGGCCGUGUCUCGACAGCGGACUUCGGCUUGCUUGGCCCCUUGUACGCACACCUGCUGACGGACCCGGUGCCGGGAAGGAUGAUGGAAGAAGAGUUCCCGCGAGUGUCGCAGUGGUGCCGUCGCGUUCACGAUCGGGGCAGCCGGCCAGAGAGGGGCGCGGAAGAGUGGCUGCCAGACGAUGCUGUGCCUGAGACGAUCAUGCAGUUGCUCCUGGUGUUCUUCACCGAGUUCUGGCCGGUCCUCAGGAGCACGUGCAGCGUCUUGACUUCCUAUCUGCAGAGUGGCCACGGCUCCGGCCCUCUGCCGGGCAAGUCCUUCACCCCGGACGGCCCAGCGCAGCGAGGCGGGGGCCGCCUCACGCACGCCUUCUCCCUGCCUUUCGACAGGCACGGCCGACCUGGAGGCGUUUCCCGAGGGCGUCGUUUCGUGAAUCCGUACCAGGUCUGGAUGCUGCAACGGGUGGAGGCAGCAGUUCGCCAAAGCGACCUCGAGGUCUUGACUGGCUUCCUGUCUAGGUUGGACGGCGGUACUGAUCUGCUCGGCUUGCCUUCCAUGCUCGAGCAUUGCCGAGUCCGCAAAGAGGGCGCCAUCAUUUUUGCUGCGGCACAACAUGUGCCUCACUCGCGUUUAUAAGUAUCAGGUGUGCUUGCAUUGCGUCGCAUGUGUUCUUGUCAAUAUCACAGCGACAACUUAUCUGCACCUGCCAGUGCGGCAUAUACUGCGCCUUGAUGUCGCCUCUCAGUCCGACGCCUGACAAAUUAUUAGGUUCGACGCGCAGUCGACGUCGUACAGGGGCAGGCACCACAAAUGCACAUAUCCCAUUGAUCACUCUGCAUGUUGGCAUUGAAUCACAGCCCGUUUGCUUCAGAAACAAAUUCUUGCAGCAAUCCCAGCCACUGUGACAGCGCAGCAUUAAAAUUCGACUCACGGUUGUUCUACCAAUCUCUC
Messenger RNA from Prorocentrum cordatum, 1932 nucleotides. The record is from the annotation of a GenBank genome assembly. Lineage: Eukaryota; Dinophyceae; Prorocentrales; Prorocentraceae.